Durotheca rogersii is the source of this 1124-nucleotide messenger RNA. RefSeq lists its product as uncharacterized. Bases 226 to 981 code for a protein of 251 amino acids. The transcript is spliced from 2 exons. NCBI's taxonomy places the organism in Eukaryota, Fungi, Ascomycota, Sordariomycetes, Xylariales, Xylariaceae. The record is from RefSeq and is a predicted model, not a curated record.
GUGCAGACGCAUCUACGGACGAGGGUGCCGUGCAAAGGCUUAUAUAGAGAGACGCCUCGACGACACGCAGCUUUCCUCAUCCCUGCUACCGCUGCUGCUGCUGCCACCACCACACCUCGCCUAUCAGUAUAGUUGUCCAAGGCAUUGAUCGGCCAAAAACUAAUCAUCGCGCCCAAGCCUGGUGCGUCGGCGCGAAUUCCUACGGCAAGGAAGAGAGAGAGAAAGAUGCGGUUGAAGUCCAAUCAUCAUGCUGCGGCGGCCCUGGUCUCGGUAGCUGUCGCUGCCACGUCCGCCCUCGCCGAAGACCCCGUCGCCGUCGUCGACCCGCUCGGGUACACCGAGCUUGCCAACUUCUCGCCCGUCCAGCGCCGCCAGCUCAACUGUCCCGCUGGCUACUUCAGCUGCGAGGACCGCGGCCCGGCCUUCGCCGGCACCUGCUGCGGGAACGGCCAGCUCUGCGCCCUCGACGCGCAAGACCAAGCCGCCUGCUGCCCCACCACAGCUACCUGUACCGGAGUGGCACCGACGGGGUCGACGCCGACGCCGUCCUUCGUCAGUAACACGUACUUCCAGUUCCCGUACAUCCCCACGUCGUUUUCGAACCAGGUGGCCUGCACGUCCGCGGUAAGCCAGUGCUCGCGGAACUACGCCGCGUGCGUGUCGGGGCUGUCGGGCGGUAGCAGCGCCGCGGGCGGCGUCUACGGCGUCACCAUCAUCGUGCCCGGCGGCGGCGGCACGACCGUCGCCGCCACCAACGCUGCCCUCCCGGCGCCCACCGCCACCUCCGUAUGCUCGAGCCUCUCGUCCCGCGCCUGCUACGGCCUGCAGAGCUCCCAGUGCGCCGCUGUCGCCUCGGCUUCCGGCUUCAUAAUCGGUGACGGCGACAACGGCGCCCCGCGCCCGACCGCGGCGGCGGCGGCGGCGGCCUGUGUGGCUGGCGUCGUAGCCGGAGUCGGCUUAGUCGCCCGCGACUACUUCUGAGAGGAGAGAGAGAGGCUGGGUAGACCUGUCAUCGGGCCGGCCUUGGGCCGGCCGAUCAGGCUCACACCGACUGAUUCCCGUCCCGCGCUACUUGCUAGCGCACAUGCAUAUUCACACCCCGGCGAUCCUACCCCCAGAUCGAA